UGGCAAACGCAAUUCCAGUGACAGAAGCCUUUAACACUCCGCUCUCUGCGCUCCCCCACCUUCAUCUUCUCCUUCUACUCCAGACUCCAACUUCCAUCGGAAAAUUGCAGCCGUUGGAUUUCACAGCCGAGCUUUUAAGCUCAAACCGACAACCACAAACGGUUCCCAGAUCUUAAAGCCCUCUUUGGACCUUUGCCUUUGGCUCCUUCACCGCUUUUACUCUCGCUUCUCUGUUUUACUUUGUACCCCCUCGGAAAGACUUGGAAUUACGGAAAUGCCUGCUCUCUGGUUCGUUGUUUCGGUUUUCCUCUGCGUCAGCUGUGUCUCUACGGCGGCGGAGCCGGUGACGUGCUCCGGGAUGGUGCCGAUGAAGUACCGUUACGACAGGAUUUCGAUAGCGGAUUUCGGGGGGGUCGGCGACGGCGUCACGGUGAACACUAAGGCGUUCCGGGCGGCGAUAUAUCGGAUUCAGCAUUUGCACAGGAGAGGCGGCACGCUUCUUUACAUACCUCCUGGGGUGUACUUAACGGAGAGCUUCAACCUCACUAGCCACAUGACUCUCUACUUGGCUAAAGGUGCUGUUAUCAGAGCCACAAAGGACACUAAGAAUUGGCCUUUAAUUGCUCCUUUGCCGUCUUACGGAAGGGGGAGAGAGCGCCCUGGAGGGAGAUAUGUGAGCUUCAUCCAUGGCGAUGGAAUUCAUGAUGUGGUUAUCACUGGUGAAAAUGGGACAAUUGAUGGCCAAGGAGAAGUGUGGUGGAACAUGUGGAGGCAAAGAACUCUUCAAUUCACCAGACCAAACCUAAUUGAGUUCAUCAACUCUAAAAACAUUAUUAUUUCUAAUGUGGUUUUCCAGAACUCUCCAUUUUGGAAUAUUCACCCUGUUUAUUCCAGCAACAUUGUUGUUCGGUAUGUGACAAUAUUGGCUCCAGCUGACUCUCCCAACACCGAUGGCAUUGAUCCAGAUUCAAGCUCUAAUGUCUGCAUAGAGGACUCAUACAUAUCUACCGGAGAUGAUCUUGUGGCUGUAAAGAGUGGAUGGGAUCAGUAUGGGAUUGCCUACGGUCGUCCUAGUUCUGACAUUACCAUCCGUCGGAUCAGAGGAUCAUCCCCAUUUGCUGGAAUUGCAGUAGGAAGUGAAACCUCUGGCGGGGUGGAGAAUGUAUUUGUCGAACACAUAAACCUAUACAACGUGGGAGUUGGCAUCCAUAUAAAAACCAACAUCGGCAGGGGAGGCUUCAUAAGAAACAUAACGGUUUCAAAUGUGUAUAUGGAAAAGGCACGGAAGGGUAUAAAGAUAGCAGGAGACGUUGGUGACCACCCUGAUAACAACUUCAACCCAAAUGCUCUCCCAGUGGUAAAGGGCAUCACAUUAACAGACAUCUGGGGUACACAAGUCCUGCAGGCAGGCCUUAUACAAGGCCUCAAGAACUCCCCUUUCACCGGAAUCUGUCUCUCUAACAUCAACCUCCACGGCAUGCCCGGAACAAGAAUGCCUUCGUGGAAAUGCUCGGACGUCAGCGGCGGCGCUCAUCUGGUGAGCCCCAUCCAAUGCGCCGAGCUGACCAGUGCCCAACACGCAACAUCAUGCUCCAACUACUAAACCAAGGAAGCGAAAUCUGUGUUACUUCUCCUCAAAACUUUGGAGAAUAUGAGUUUUUAUCUUUCGUUCUGUGACGCAAAAUGUAAUGUUCUUGUGCCAUGUAAUAUAUAGGUCAUGGAUU
Argentina anserina (silverweed cinquefoil) is the source of this 1724-nucleotide messenger RNA. RefSeq names its product probable polygalacturonase. The transcript is spliced from 6 exons. NCBI's taxonomy places the organism in Eukaryota, Viridiplantae, Streptophyta, Magnoliopsida, Rosales, Rosaceae. Gene Ontology annotation, molecular function: polygalacturonase activity. Gene Ontology annotation, biological process: carbohydrate metabolic process. The record is from RefSeq and is a predicted model, not a curated record. The coding region runs from base 275 to 1603 and encodes 442 amino acids.